Molecule: messenger RNA, 672 nt
Organism: Lodderomyces jiufengensis
Lineage: Eukaryota; Fungi; Ascomycota; Pichiomycetes; Serinales; Debaryomycetaceae
Exons: 1
Coding region: 1-672 (223 amino acids)
Cellular component (GO): nucleus
Source: RefSeq, a predicted model, not a curated record
AUGAUACCCAUAUCAAGUCAAAUACGGUCACUUUUGAAGAAUACAAUACGGCUUCAACCAAAUUAUACACUACUGUAUCUUCAAAUAAGACCUAAUUCCACAAAAUCUAAUCAAAUCAACCUUGUAAAUAAUAAUAAAGAUAAAAAUGAAUCAACCAACCUUAAAACCAAACCAGAAAAACCUUUAAAACAUCAACCAAAAACCCUACUAGAAGGAAUGGAAGAACACAAAAAGAUGAUCAAUAAUUUUAAAUCAAAUUUACCACCAUGGAUUAAGAGAGAUUUAACUCAAAAAUCUAAAUAUGAAAGAUGGAAUCCACAAAAAAAAUUAACAAGACAAGAAAUGAUUAAAUUAAAAGAACUAAAAGAAACUUUUCCCCAAUAUAGAACUAUUGAUUUAGCUCAAUUUUUUCAUAUAUCACCUGAAGCUGUUAGAAGAAUACUAAAGAGUAAAUGGGUACCUAAUGAUGUUGAUGAAGAUAGAAUUAUGAAAAGAAAAGAAAAACAAAUGAUUCAGAGACAAGAAGCUAAAAGAGAUGAAAGUGCUAGAAAAAUAAAUAGGUUUGGAAACUCGAAUCGACUGUCAUUAUCAACUAAUCACAGAAAUAAAAAACCAGAUAGAGAUAAUGAAGAGUUCAAUUCAAAUUAUAAUAGAAUACAAAGUAAAUUUUAG